AUGUCUUCCCCAUUUCCCCUUCUCCGUCUUCCUCAAUUGGUCCUGUGUGAGGUAUUCAAAUCGUUGAGUAUCGGAGAGAAAAUCAAGCUCUCCAUCUGCUCGAAGAAAGUCUCCAUUCAAAUCAAUAAUGAUCGUUUGUACUCUCAAAAAGUUAUAGUCAAUCUGGACUGCUUAAACUGCAAAAUCAGAGUUUGCUCUGAAAAUGAUAAAGAUACAUUUCAAGUCUCAAUUCAUCCAGAUUUCGAGAUCAGUCACAAUUCAAUUAUUCAACAAGUUUCUAUCGCAUGGUGUACUGGAAGAAUUACAUCUGACCGAGAAGAAAUCAAAACAUUCUGGAAGAAUAAUCGAAAGGAAGGAUUUCUAUCCAUUAUUCAACAUCUAUUGAAAAUGUUUCAAUGCAAGAUUUCAACUGAUCUUACUUUCUAUAAUAGGGAUUUAUAUGAACCAACUAUUUCUGAGUUGUUUGAUCUACAAGUGGAAUUCAAGGAGCUCACUUUCAUACUGUUAAAGAACCAAAACUUGUUGUGGAAUCAGAUAUCCAGUAAUUUUGAACUGGUUGAGAAUCUCAGAAUCACAUCCUUUAAUAAUACUGAUUUCAGACUAUUUUUUACUUCAUGGCCACAGAGUAUUUAUAUCAUAGGUUCCGCUUGGUUCACUAUGGAAAAUCUUUUGGCGUGCGCUUCCACUACAAUCGCACUUUACCUUUCUCAUCUGGAAAACAAAGAUUUGGAUGAGACACUCAGAAAAUGGAGAGGUGGAGGGUUACCGAAUAUAAAAAGUCUGACGAUUACCAGCCUAAACUUCAUAGAUAAUGGAGAACAUAUUUUGGGAAUGGAUUGGAGGGAUUUAGACGGAAUGGUUAUCAAAACUGAUGAUGGAUCAAAAAAGGCAACUAUUGAACUUAACCCCCAUUGUAUAAAAAUGUCAGUGACUCCAUUUGAAAUGUAA
Messenger RNA from Caenorhabditis remanei, 948 nucleotides. RefSeq lists its product as uncharacterized. Gene Ontology annotation, molecular function: protein binding. Bases 1 to 948 code for a protein of 315 amino acids. The transcript has 2 exons. Lineage: Eukaryota; Metazoa; Nematoda; Chromadorea; Rhabditida; Rhabditidae. The record is from RefSeq and is a predicted model, not a curated record. Gene Ontology annotation, biological process: embryo development.